This is a messenger RNA of Triticum turgidum subsp. durum (durum wheat), 681 nucleotides long. Lineage: Eukaryota; Viridiplantae; Streptophyta; Magnoliopsida; Poales; Poaceae. The record is from the annotation of a GenBank genome assembly.
AUGGUGCUGGACCGGGAGGUGGUGGCCUUCGGCGGCCGCCUGUGGUGGCUGGACGCGACCUGCGGCGCCAUCUCCGCCGACCCCUUCAGCGACCGCCCGGAGCUCUGCUUCGUCGAGCUGCCGAGGGGCAGCGUGCUGCCGGCCGCCGCCCCACGGGACUGUCCCGAUUGCGGGGACCCCUGCGGCGGCUGCGGCACAUCGAAGCACCGGCGCCUGUGCGUCAGCCAAGGGCGGCUGCGGUACAUCGAGGUCUCUCAAGAAGAGCCAUUUGUGCUCAGCUGCUUCGUGCUCGACAACAAUGGCACCGGCUGGACGCUGGAGCACCGGCUCGACCUCAGCCGCUACGAGACUCACCGGUACGGCCACCCGUGGCUACCCUUAAAGGGGGAUAACACGCCACAAGUUGGGUUUCUUGACCCACUUACCGCCAAUGUUGUCUACAUGUCGGCCUGCAUCACCACUCUUGAGGGUACGCCACGAGUCGUCUUCGUCGUGGACAUGAAGAUAGACCUUCCGUUUCGGAGUUAUGCGUAUAGAUCGGGCGAACCCUGCUUCGUACCUUGUGUUCUUCCGCCGUGGCUUGGAUCGAGCCAGAUCCCUUCUGCAGGCAACAAAGGUGUUAAGAAGAACAAGAGUUUGGCAGAUGUUCUGGUUCGUGCAGACAAUCUGCAGAAGAGAUGA